Molecule: messenger RNA, 1062 nt
Organism: Caenorhabditis remanei
Lineage: Eukaryota; Metazoa; Nematoda; Chromadorea; Rhabditida; Rhabditidae
Exons: 6
Coding region: 1-1062 (353 amino acids)
Source: RefSeq, a predicted model, not a curated record
AUGAUGAGAUUUAUAAAUCUUGAGUUCUCAGAUGAGACUACUUUCUCAUUAUUCAAGUUAUAUCUGUUUGUAAAACGAACGAAAAAUGCAUUGGAUUCGAUUGAAAACAGGAAAACGAGGUUUCCACUUGCAAAACUUCCGUUUGUUCCGAUGAAAGAAGUGAUUCGAUCAAUGACUGUUCAAGAAAGAAUCAAAUUGGCAUUGUCCUCGUAUCAAAUGGAAUAUUUUGUCUAUUUGGCUAGAAUAAAAGCAUCCAGUUACUUCAUUUCAUUCAAAGAUCAAAAAUCCUAUAUUCAAUUGGAAGUUGCUGGAGAGAUGGACUGUUUUGUAUACUUGAAUGGAGGAAGAGAUGAUGGAAAUAUUCGUGGAAAAGAAAUCUCUAAGUGGUGUUGUGGGAAAAGUAUGAGUGAGAAUAUCGCUAGAGCUCUUGAGAGAAUUCAAAACUUGUUCCCUUCUCCUAAUGCAUUUCAGUUCUUGGACAUGGAAUACCAUGAAGCACAUUGGGUCCGUAUCGAAGAUUUGUUUUCAUUACGAAACAGUAUUAGUGUCACUUUGAUGCUCAAUCGUUUCAAUUGUCCCCAUUUGAACCAAUUGGUUUGUUUUUGGAUGAAAUGCACUCACAGUAUGUUCAGACAAUUGACGAUUCACAUGGAUAACACAGCUCCUUUUCUUCCUAAUCUCAUUUUCAAGGAUGUGACUUAUUUGACCACUUCAGGUCGUGGCUUCCAAGAGUUUGUAAUACAUUCCAAGUCAGCUACAUGUUUGGAGUUCCCAAUAGCUGUUAUUUCUUGGAUUGACAGCAUUUUUAAAAUGAUAACAACUCGAUUGGAUGGAGAAUAUUCUAAAGAAUACUCAAUUCUUAAACUACUAUCCCGGAAGAAUGAGCUCGAGGAGGAAAUAGCAAAAACUGACAGUCGGAUACCAGUGGGAGAUAGAAAAUAUGAUUUGAGCAAUCAACCAAUGAUCUCUCGAAAGUCAGAUCUUCUGAAGAAGAUUCGAGAUUUAAACAACCAGCUAAAGGAUCUGCAAGUGGAAUUUGUUGAUGGGAACGUUGUUUUAUAA